AUGUACUGGUCUACUGACGAAUUUUAUAGAAAUUCUGUAAUUAGUGAAGUCAUGCCUUUCAAACGCUUUCAGAAAAUCACAGAAAAUUUUCACAUUGAUAACAUAUUAGAAGAAGCUCAACGCGAUGACCCGAGCUAUGACAAACUGUGUAAAGUACGACCAAUAGUGGACGCUCUGAACGAAACAUUUCAACAAAACUGCUCCUCAUCGCAAAAUCAAUCCAUUGACGAGAGUAUGAUAAAAUUUAAAGGCAAAUCAUCUAUGAAACAAUACAUGCCUAAAAAACCAAUUAAACGAGGUUAUAAAUGCUGGUGUCGUUGCGAUUCUAAAACUGGAUACCUCUAUCAGUUCCAAAUUUAUACAGGCAAAACAGAUAAUACAGCUGAAGAGGGAUUAGGGUGUAGAGUUGUUUUGGAUUUAUGUCAAAAUGUGUCAGAAGAUACUUUCAUAGUUUUUGAUAAUUUUUUUACGAGCCUGCCGUUGCUGGAGAUUUUGUAUUCAGAGAAGAUAUAUGCUGUAGGAACCAUUCGAGCGAACAGGAAGGGAUUGCCACCAGAAAUUAGCAAGCAAAACAAAGAUCUAAAACUGAGUCCUGGUGAGUUCAUCUUCAAAUAUUCCAAUCCUAUUGCAUGCAUUAAAUGGAUGGAUACAAAAGAUGUAUUAGUAAGUACUACAGCACACGAUCCAAGGUCUGUUGAAGUAAUACAAAGGACACAGAAGAACGGCUCAAAAAAAGCAAUGUUUUGUCCAGUUGCUAUAAAGAAAUAUACAGAACACAUGGGAGGAGUCGAUCUAUUUGAUCAUUAUAGAUCAUCUUAUCCUCUGAGUUGCAAGUCAAGAAAAUACUGGCACCGUUUGUUUUGGUUUCUUUUCGAGGCGGCUGUGGUGAACUUAUAUAUUGUUUACCAUCAAAAAAGUCUUAUGACACACAGAGAUUUUCGUUUCCGACUUGGCCGUCUACUCAUAAACAACUUCCGUGCCAAAAAAGUGACUGUUCCCCUUUUUAAGAACAAAAAGGGUGGAGUAUACGGUGUUCCUGAUGAAAUCAGACUGCUGAAUGUGGGACUACAUCUACCUCAAGAUAAUUUGAAAUUCCGCAGAUGCCGCUUUUGUUCUACUCGCGUAAAAGAGAAACGCUCCAGAUUCAUAUGCAAAACUUGCAAAGUAUCUAUUUGCCCCGAAUGUUUUGACAACUUUCAUAAAUAA
This is a messenger RNA of Parnassius apollo (apollo), 1206 nucleotides long. The record is from the annotation of a GenBank genome assembly. Lineage: Eukaryota; Metazoa; Arthropoda; Insecta; Lepidoptera; Papilionidae.